AAGAGUUUUAUUACUGAUAAAAAUAUAUUUGUCAUUUAGUAGUUUAAUUCUUGCAAAACUUAUACUAAAAAGUUAUAGCAUUUUGAAAUGUCGGCGAUAUAUGACUUUUCGGGAAAAGUAGCGCUAAUAACGGGUUCGUCUUCAGGCAUCGGUGCGGCCACUGCUCUACUAUUGGCCAAAAGUGGUGCCAAUGUUGUAAUCACUGGACGUAAUGCCGAUAAUGUGUCCAAAGUAUGCGAAGAGUGUACAAAAUUGUCGCCAAAAGGUCUGAAAGCACUUCCAGUGGUGGCAGACGUGACCAAAGAGGCAGAUCUCGACCGACUUCUCGACACUACUAUUAAAACAUUUGGAAAAUUAGAUAUUUUGGUCAAUAACGCGGGUUUCGGAAGCUUUUCCCAGAUAUCAGACGCCGAGUAUCUUAAAACUCAACGAUCAGUGUUUGAAACAAAUCUUAAUUCUGUGAUAUAUUUAACCCAUAAAUCGAUACAAUAUUUGAAGAAAACUAAAGGAAACAUAAUUAACAUUUCGAGUGUCGCUGGCAUACAGUCUGCCAAAGGGAUGUCAGGCUAUUGUAUGUCAAAAGCAGCGCUGGAUAUGUUCACCAAAUGUAUUGCCGUUGAUUUGGGCUCAAAAGGCAUUCGCGUUAAUUCAGUCAAUCCCGGAGCUGUUCGCACAAACAUUUUGAGAGAUAUGCCGGUCACUGAUGAGCAAACCAAUGCCAUUUGGGACGCUAUGAGCAGUAUAUACCCGGUUGGCAGGUGUGGGGAGUCAGUAGACAUUGCCAACGCUGUUGCCUACCUGGCCAGUGAUCAAGCUAGUUUUGUGACUGGUACAAUACUAGUAGCUGAUGGCGGGCACCUUGCUGCUAAUGUCAACUCGGGAUUUGAUUAAUCAAUUCAUUUUACUAAUAAAUCAU
This is a messenger RNA of Medioppia subpectinata, 916 nucleotides long. NCBI's taxonomy places the organism in Eukaryota, Metazoa, Arthropoda, Arachnida, Sarcoptiformes, Oppiidae. The record is from the annotation of a GenBank genome assembly.